Molecule: messenger RNA, 905 nt
Organism: Lucilia cuprina (Australian sheep blowfly)
Lineage: Eukaryota; Metazoa; Arthropoda; Insecta; Diptera; Calliphoridae
Exons: 3
Coding region: 97-828 (243 amino acids)
Source: RefSeq, a predicted model, not a curated record
UGAAAACUCUUAAAAAAUUUUUAAAAAAUAUAUCAAACUUUAAAAUUAAAAAAAAAAAUUAAUUCAAAUUAAAGCAUAAGAUUCUGCUCUCAAAAAAUGUCCCACAAUCCAUAUAGAUUUGUAGUAUAUGCCCUCAUUAUUAUAAUGGUGGCCACUAUAGCUCUAGAUAUAAUGUUAUUUCCCGUUUUAUGGACCUCAUUAUUAUUCUAUGGCUUAACCACAGCUGUAACAAUUUUUCGUGUUUUUGGACGUAAUGGUGCCACGAUUGUCAUACAUAUUGUCACAACUGUGGGAUUGCUUUUCAUGAUUUACGUACACUUUUACGAUGAAAGUCAUCUAAUCGAUGUUGAAUAUUAUAAAGAAGAGACGCGUUUAAGCUAUAGUAUGAUAUUGGAUCUCAAGCCAAAGACACCAUUGCCACCUAGAGCAAAUUUCAUGGCCCUCUGGCUUACUUAUCCCAUGUUAUAUUUGACUUUUGCCUCCAUCACCGGCAUACUCUGUAUUUUUAAUUUAUCUCUAAAUGUGCGCAAAAUGUUUGCUGGACUUCAUGGUACUUUGGGUCAUACCAUUACCAUGAUAUUUUUCUUAGUUUGUGUAUUUUAUGCUCAUUAUUUCAAGACCUACGAUUUGACGGUCACCAUUAAAAUGUUAUAUUACUUAACCUAUAUGAUUGUAAUGUUAAGUCCGAAUCUGAUUAGUUAUUCUCAGAUACUAAGCAAACAUUAUGCAGAUGAGCCAGAAGAGGAGGAAGUCGAAGAUGAUGAUGGUAUAGAAGUUGUGGAAGUAAGUGAUAAGAAAGAGGAGCAAAGAAAGGAACGAAAGAAAUGAACAUAAGAUUUUAUUAAUAUAUAAUUGUUUUGAUUUUAGCUUUUAUUGAUAUUUAAUAAAUAAAUAUUUUAUGUUCU